Molecule: messenger RNA, 1851 nt
Organism: Striga hermonthica
Lineage: Eukaryota; Viridiplantae; Streptophyta; Magnoliopsida; Lamiales; Orobanchaceae
Source: the annotation of a GenBank genome assembly
AUGGAGAAGAUGAAAUUCGCAGAGGAGCUCGUGCGAGAAUUCCUCGUAUUCAGAGGGUUUACAACCACCCUCCAAUCCUUCGAGAAAGAGCUGGCGACCGACAUCGGCCGGGGAUUUCAAGUCGACAAGAUCUUAGACCUAAUCUUCUCCAAUUACAUCCCCAAAUUCGAAUCGGAAAAGCUGAUCGAUCUCCUAAGCUUCUUCAAGAAUUGCUUCUCGUACCCGGAUUCAAAUGCGGUUGAUGUGCUGUGGAAGCUGGAACAGUCGAUCCUGCGUUACUACAUCGUUAACGCCUUGAAAUGUGGAAGGAAGGACAAGGUGUUGGAGCUAUUCGGAAGUUUUGGCAAUGAUUUGGUGCUGAGAGAGGGGAGUUGGAGCUCUUGGUUUGCAAUUCCAUAUAUGAAGAACCCACAUUUGGAUCCGCAGUUUAGCGUGUACUUUUCCGAGGCUUGGUUUCGUGUCCUGCACCUCUCUAUUAGGAAUUUCUUGAGUGAGAUUCUUGAUGCUUGUCCACGUACCCCUGCCUUAUUGAAGAUCAGUUCCGAAAGGGAUACUGUGGCCCAUCUGAAGAAAGAGGUUAAGCAACUCACUCACAAGUUAUCACAAGUUCAAACUUCACUGGAGGAGAAAGAGGCACUACUGCGCCUAUCAAGGAGUGAUGCAGCACAAGCCACUGUUUCACCCAGUAUUUCUCGUUGGAAGUCUACAUCAGUAAUCGAAGAAAAAGUGCCAUUUCAGAUUGCAGAGAAUACUCAAGUUUCAGAAUCUCUUUUUUCAAGGUUUAAUUCUUAUAACAAUGCUAAUGAGGAUAGAAGCUGUGAUGGCCCUGAUGUUGGUAGACAUUCUGAUUUUCAGAAUGAAGAUGGUUUUCCAGAAGUGAAAGCAGUAUGGCAGGAUACAUUUCUGGGCCACACAAGUUCAAUCAGUUGUAGCCGCUUCUCUGCAUCCGGCGACAAUAUUGCUAGUGCUUCUAUUGAUGGCACGGUCAGGAUAUGGACCUACGAUUCAUCAGCAUCUACGUCUAGAAACGCCACCAUCUAUUGUGGAGCUGAGAUUAUGUCUCUUGAGUGGGACUGCAAAUCUGAUCGUUUGCUACUGAUAGGAACUUCUGAUGGAGGCAUUAAAGCGUGGAAUGUAGAUGCUAAGCGAGUUGUUUGUGAUCUCAACUCAACUGAAGGAUACCCUAGCAUUUUGGACCUGAAAUGCAGCCCUGUGGAGCCUAUUUUUGUUUCUGCAGCAGCAUCCAGGAGGCAAGGCAGCGGCUAUUUUGAUAGCUUGGGGUUUGCUUCAUUAACAGUAUGGAACAUGAGGACAUGGAAGUCUAUGACAGUGCUUCCUCUUGGUAAUGAUCCACCUGCAAUAACCUCGUUGAGUUUCAAUCACAACGGCAAGCUGUUAGCAGCUGCUGCAACUGAUGGAAUGAUUCAUAUGUUUGAUAUGUCUGCUGGGCAGCAAGUUACAGGAUGGCCUGCUCAUGAUUCUGCAAUUAGCUCGAUUCUUUUCGGGCCCGAUGAGACCAGCAUUUUUAGCUUGGGAACUGAUGGAAAUAUAUUUGAAUGGAGCUUGCACAAUCAAGGGCAAAUUCUUUGGUCACGAAAUUGCAGCAGGUUUUGCAACAGUGAGAAUUCAUAUCAGUGGAGACAUCAAAUGGCUUUGGAUGGCAAUGGAAAGAGGCUUCUCGUGACGUCUAGUUCAUUACAAGCUCCAAUAUACCAGGUCCGAGGCGAAAUGACUGGCUUCAGAACUCUUUCUCACAGUGGCCCCAUCACAACAGUAGAUUGGCAUCCAACUUUACCUAUCUUCUUAACUGGCUCAGCUGAUCAUUCGGUCAGGGUCACAUCCACGUCUUGA